CGGAGUAUUUUUAAGUUAGUUUUUGUCGUUUUCAUACCACAGCACAAACUAUGAUGGUAAAUUUCGUAAUUAUGAUACAAUGUUAGUGACAGAAGCGAAAGUCAAAAUAUGUGAAUCGAAACAAAAUCUUAAACCGGAUUGGCCAUGUAUUAUUGGAGGAUUUAAACGUUCUCAACAGAUGAAGGUAAUGGUUGUAAUGUUGUAGUUAUAAAAAACGACCCAAACCAAACAAUAAAGACGUUGACCUUUUUUAGGCCUUUGACCAUACUGUAAGAACACCAAAGGCAAAACAAGUAACCGAAGCCAACAGAGUGGAGAGAGUAGAACCAAAAAGAAGAGAGCAGCUUUAUUGUUUUGUUUUGUUUUGUUUAGUUUUUAGGUAAUGACCGUUUCAAACGUAACUGUUAUUUUCUAUUUUCCUUCUCAUGUUCCAUCAUAACCGAAGCCUUCUUUUGCGCCCUCAUCCACAACACACACCAAACCUCUCUCCCUUUUAUUCUCCUCAUUACAUCACUCUUUCUACCUUCCCCUCUCUCUCUCUCUCUUUCUUGCGUUUUUGCUUUUUUUUUUUAAUACUCAUUGGCUGAAUUCGUGAUGGAGAACACUGUGAACAUGUUUUGGAAGAGCGUGUUCCCGAGAUCACCCACUAGGCUGCAAAGGCAAGCACCCGCGGCUCUGCAUCUUGACCGUGUUCCCGAGAACCCCUUUCUGCAGCAGUCUUGUGAUGCUGUUGCAGGCGCAGCUAUUCCUCUGCUUUCACCUCUCUUUGUUUCUCCAAAUUCGCAAUCUUCUCUCUCACCAGAAGGCCACGUAAAUCCAUAUCAGCACGCUUCUCCAUCUGGAGUAGAGCACGAUUUUUCGUUCCCGGUGAGUAUUACUCAGAAGAACGGACCUCAGCCGUCAAUGGACAAGGAAGGGUUGCAAUAUUCAGCUAAGGCCGACUAUAGUGACCAGAUUGGUCUCUUGAAUAUUUUUCAGACCAAGUGCGUGCUUGUACAUCAUUCGCAGUGAGGGUUUUAGCAUUUAGAAUGGUCCCUUGAUGUUUCAGAAUCCAAAUGUUUUUCAAUAGUUUUCUUAUUAACCCAUUUCUCAAGACAUAUAUAGCUACUAGCUAGAUACAAUUGUAAGAAACUAAGAAAGAUCCAGCUUUUGGGAA
Messenger RNA from Camelina sativa (false flax), 1156 nucleotides. RefSeq lists its product as uncharacterized. NCBI's taxonomy places the organism in Eukaryota, Viridiplantae, Streptophyta, Magnoliopsida, Brassicales, Brassicaceae. The record is from RefSeq and is a predicted model, not a curated record.